Molecule: messenger RNA, 1848 nt
Organism: Scutellospora calospora
Lineage: Eukaryota; Fungi; Glomeromycota; Glomeromycetes; Diversisporales; Gigasporaceae
Source: the annotation of a GenBank genome assembly
AUGAGAUUCUUUGCAGCGAUACUCUCAUUCUUGUUUGCAUUUUUUAUGAAUGUUCGAUCCCAUCGAAUUUCACAAAUUCCACGAUAUUAUGAAAAUGAUGGAUGUGCAAGAAUUCACAAAGAAUAUGUCACGAAAAAUACAAAUAUUUUCAGUUAUAUAGAUGUAAAAGAUUGUUAUGAGAGUUUUCCAUUCGAUAAAGAAAUUGCUUUUCAGACAAUAGAUACGUUGAACGUAUUAUUUCAUGGAUUCUAUUCAUUUUUGUAUAAAGCAAGAGAACCUCCACAAAAGGGAUUCGAUUAUAGGCCGAUGGAUUUACUGGUUCAGUUGGAGAUUUUAAAAAGAAAGCAAUAUGAUAAUUUAUUCCAAUUUAUGGAUGGUGUUAGAAAACUUAUUUUUGAAUUGAGAGAUGCACACACAAGUUAUACAACUAAUUGUUUUUCUUCAUUCGUUUUUUAUACGAAUUUAACAUUAUAUUCCGUGGUUACUGAUGAAGGAGUACAGAAAAUCAAAGUCUUUAAAGAUACCAUUGAUCCAACUAAUAAUAAUUGUGAAGUAACUCAUAUUGAUGGUCGCCGGGCGAUCCAAGUUAUUUCCGAAUUUCCUACUUUCAUAUCAAGAGAUCUUGGAGUACGAUUUAAUGCAGCUAUUGAUGUUAAUUAUUCAGGAAUUACAUUCUCUACUCGUAUUGAUUUACCAGGGUCACCAAUAAUGAUUUAUACUUUAAAAUGUGAUAAUUAUAUUAAAGUUGUUAAAAGAAGUUGGAAUGCAAUUGGUAUUCAAUCAAUUUUAGAAAAUUUCAAUAAUUCGAAUACUUAUUUUGCCAACAUUUGUAAAAAUACUACAACAGAUUAUAAACCACUUUUUGAUAAGCUUGAUGAGAUUACAAAGUCACACAAGAACACUUAUGACGUAAAGUCUAAUGAAGAUGUUAAAUUAAUUUAUGAAAUUACAGAGUUUAUUAGCUUUUUCAAAAAACAAAAUUUCGGUGUUGUUAAAAUUAAAACUGAAGAUGUUCAUCUAAAUCAUACUUUAGCCUUAAAAAUUAUUAAAGGAUUUAAAGCAUUGGCAAAUACAGGUGUUAAAAAGGUCGUUCUUGAUUUAUUCGACAAUUUUGGUGGCUUUGUUCUGAUCAGCAAUUUUAUCAAUCAACUACUAUUUCCUAAUAAUAAGAAAUCUUCUUUUGAUAUGGAUGUCAGAAUCACUGAACAAUUAAAACCUAUAUUACAAGAUCUAUUAAAUAUGACCGAAAUUAUUUCAUCAAAAACUCUAAAACAUUUUCACUCUGCAAAUGAACUUAUUGGUAAUAAUAUUAUUACACGUGGUGGUGUUAAAGAACAUUAUUCAAACAGAUUUUUUUUAAAUGAUCCAAAUAAUUAUAAAAGACUUAUAUCUCGACACUUAAUAACUCCUCUUCCUUGGAAAUCUGAAGAUUUAAUUAUUUUAACGAAUAGUUUAUGUGGAUCUUCUUGCGCUCUUAUCGCGGAAGGUGCUGCUGAAGUUAAUAAAGUGAAUACUGUAGCGGUUGGUGGAUUUGUUGGAGAACCCUUAUCAUAUGCUUCUUGUCAAGGCGGAAUUGCUAUUGAUUCUACUCACAUAUUUAAUAUUAUAUGUAAAUUAAAUUUACAAAAUAAUACUUUAUUGCCUAAACCUUUUAAUUUUGGUGGAAAACUUAAUAUUCCUUCUUCUGAAUUUUAUAGUAUAAAAAAUCAUAAUAGUUUAAUGGAAUUUACGUAUAAAGCUGCUGAUUUUAGACUAUUUUAUACUGAACAAAGUAUUAGAGAUCAAUCUAUUUUGUGGUCACAAGCUGUUGCUUUUAUUGGAAACAAAUCUAAAACUUUUCCCAAAUAA